Molecule: messenger RNA, 8229 nt
Organism: Caenorhabditis auriculariae
Lineage: Eukaryota; Metazoa; Nematoda; Chromadorea; Rhabditida; Rhabditidae
Source: the annotation of a GenBank genome assembly
AUGGAGGAGUUAAUCCCGAACUUGCGUGACGAGCGCGUGCAGGGCGCCGUGAAGAACCUUCUCGCGUACAGCCUCGUCAUCUUGAUUGUGCCCUUGUCCUCCAUGUUCCUUCUCAAACAGUACUUUUUCGAAGGUUUAUAUUAAUUUUUAGCUCGUGUUUCUAGUGAAAAUAGCUGUAGGAAGUGUAAUCCAAUUUUUCUCGGCUUGAAACGGCGCGGUUUGUAAGCGAAGCGGUUGCGAUGCGGUUUGGCGCCAAAUUGAAAACUUAACGCUUUAGAACGCGUUCAUGGAUAUUAGAGGACUACCUUUGAGUGUUUGGUGUAAAUUAUUGAUUAACUCUAUAGGAAACUUGGUUAUUUUUGACCUGGCGCCAAAAAUGCCGCAGCUGUUUCAAGCCGAGGAAAAUGAAAAAAAAAAAAUCAAUCCCACAAAUUUUUUAAAUCGGUUUUUUGCUCAAAUUCGAACAAAAAAAUUGUCAAAAUGUAUGUUGAUCUUUCUUGAUUUUUAGAUUGCUGAGAGAAUAUUUUUGCUAAUUUCGAAUUUUUAAUCGAGUUUUGGAGCAUUAAAAGCGUUUUUUUAUUUGGGCGAAUUUUUCUGAAAAAAAUUACUCAAAAAAAUGUUCAGGAAUCUGAAAAAAAAAGCGUCAGAAAACGGAGAAGUUUGAGCGUUUUUGUAGUAUUUUUUUCGUUUUUGAAAAAAAUAAAGAGAAACAUUUUUUGCAGCGUUCCUGGGCCACACGCCGAACGACUCGUUGACCUACUCGGCCGUCUGCGCAGUUGUUCUGGUGCACGUCGUCCUGAUCGCCUGGAUCCUGACGGCGACCAAGAAAGAAGAAAAGAAAGCGGCUCAGAACAAACAAGACUGAGUCAUGCAGCAAGAUCCUCAUGGUCAGUUCGAAGAAAUAGAGCCAUAAAAAAAAUAAUUUUGAGACAUUUAUGCCAUUUUUUGGAGUUUUCGGGGGCAAAUAUGUGCUUAAAAUUGCAUAUUUUUCCCUAAUAGGAAGCUUUCAUUAUGAUAGAUUUUCUAUAGAAGCAAGGGAAGAAAUGCGGAAAAAAAAGGAAAAAUGCGCAUUUUCGUCCAGAAAUCUGUUUUGCCGAAAUUUGCAAUUUUUUCAAAGAAUUGAACUUUUCGAAAAAUUUCAAGUAGACCGUUUUACAUUCAAUGGAAAGCUGGAAACAUUGAAAUUAUUGUUUACAACUUUUUUAUGGCGUUUGAUUGAGUUGUACCUGAUUUUCCCGCUUUUUACUAAAUAUUUAAAAAAAUUGAACCUUUCCCGAAGUUUUCAACUGGUUUUGCACACUAGAAAAAGACGAAAUUAUUAUUUUAAAUCUCUUUAUUUUUACUGGCCAAAUGCUUGUUCAUAAGUUAUUAAUAUUUUUGACUUUGUGUUAGAUUUUUAUUAGGUUUUCAAAAAAGAGAUUUCGUUUUUCGAUGCUUCAACUUUGACAAGUAGUUUAGGACUCCUUUUUGAUAAUUGAUUGUUAUAUAUCAUCAUGAAGCUAGAUGUCCGUUUCUCAAACUGUACGUGAUGGAUUUUCAUUUAAAAUAAAAUGGGUGGAUUUGGACUUAAAAAGUUGCGAUUUUGAGAAAUGUCUCUAAAUUCAACUCGAUGUCAAAAAUGCAUUGAUGAAUUUUUGGAACGUCAGUCUUUUUAUCUUGAUAUCUUAAUUUUUUUAUCAUAGUCAAAGGUUCAAAGUUAUUCAUAAAUUUUAGAUCAGUCAAAAAAUUGCUUCCUGAAACGUGUUAUGACUGUUUGAAGUUAACCUUUGUGAAACGAAAUCUGUUUCUCGACAACCUAACAAAAUCGAAAAUUUUUUUAGUUUUUGACACGGUAGAAAGAGAUUAUUUGAAACUGCAUUUUUACUUAUUUAUGAAUAUUUUUUUCAGAUGAACCUGUACAUUUGGGUUUUCCCGUUUCAUUGCCUCCCAACGAACUAUUUCGCUUACGCUCUCAAUUUCUGCCGCUGGGCAAAGUCGGCGGCAAACCGUCGUGGCUCAACCCAAAAGCUCUCCCUCACAGUAACACUUUGAUUUGUAAGGUUGUGCCGUUUUGUCUCCCGAACCGUUGGCUAAUAAAUGUUUUGUUUAAGGUCUGCGAAAAACCCAUGUGCUUUCUAAUUCAAGUGUAUGCGAGUGGGCCGAAUGAGCCCGAACACUCGUUCCAUCGCUCUUUGUUCGUCUUCGUUUGCCGCAACCCCAAGUGCUCCAAGGUAUCCGUUUUGGGAGUGCCGCCUGGGGUUUUUCUAGAUGUUUGGAUGGUUUCUAUUAGGAAAAGUCGAAAAAAUGGUUUUUCUUGUAGCUUUUUGAGUAAGAAAAAGCUUGAAAACUGGUUUUUAUUGUCAUUUUGGAAGAUUUAGCUAGUUUUCGAGUAGGAAAACACUUGGAAACUGAUAAUUCUCGUGAUUUUUGAAGUUGAAUGUGAAGCAUUCUAUAAAUUGCUUUUUCAAAGAGUAAAACCCAAAGAACUUUUUAAAUUGCUGCGUUUUGUUCUAGUAGAAAUUUUGUUGGUUUUAUUUUUGAACAAAGCUUGAAAAUUUGACUUUUCUGGAGGGUUUAAAGCUAUAUGCGGUUUUUGAUUAGAACAUAGCUCGAAAACUGGUCAUUCAAAGUGCUUUCUGAAGUAAAAUGUGGGUUUUGACUGGAAAAAGCUUGUAAACUGGUUUUUCUUGGUAUUUUUUAGCUGUGCAAGAAGUUUGAAAGAUCUGGGAUACGUUCUUCUAGGUAUUCAGCUGGUUUUUGAGCAAAAAAAAACCUUGGAAAACGUUUGGUUCUACCCGAAACUCAUUCAGAAAAUGAAUGUUUUUUCUAAAAAAACAAUUCAGAAGUUUCGGCUGGUUUUUUAUAAGAAAAAUGUUUGAAAAUUGGUGUUUUGGAGCUGGAUCGUAUAAGUUGUAUGGUGCAAUUUUUGAAGUUGCAGAACACAAGAUAAAGAUCAGGAUAAACACUAAGGGUUCUAGUGGGUAAUUGGCUGGUUUUCAAGUAGGAAAUGGAUGGAAACUGCUUUUUGUGACGAUUUUUCUGAAAGUUCAUCUGAUAGUGAUCGUAGAGUUUUUUUUUUUCUAAUGUCCGCGUUGCGUUUUAGGCGCAAAUAGAGAUUUGAAUUAGAAAAAUGCCCGGAGUUCACAACUUCAUUGUCGGUUUACUGCUUCUAUUCUUUUUUCAAAAAUUGUUUCGAACAUUCCUUAAAGGCAUAGGGGCAGUAAAAAAUGGGGUUUCAGGUGAAAGCAGUAUCUUAUAUAGUUUUUCUUUGCGAAUCGAAUGGUGUACUCAAAAAAAUUACAGAUGUGACAACUUUAGAAGAAAAACGCGAUUUUACUUUCCCGCCUUUGUUUUUGAAAAAAGCUUUGAAUCGGUAUGCAGACAACUGUUUACACCGUGCACGCGAUGUUGCGGACGUCUCAUUAGACUCGCAUUUUGUGUGAAAUAACCGGAUAUCUGUUUCAAAUGAAUGGUUUCUUUUCUGAAAAUGAAUUAAGAAAUCAAAAAAACACACAUUGAUAAUAAGGGAAACACAAAGUGUCGCAAUCCCAAUCGAAACCUGUGUUAAAUCAUCAUUUUUACUAGAAAAGCAUUUUUGCGAUUAAAGCUUGCAAACUAUACACGAAUAGAAAGUUUUCGUGACAAAAAGAACUUUGGUAACAACAGAAAAAAUUGAAAAUUGAAAAAAAACGAAGAAAAAAGCGAAAAUCCGAAAGAUGGCGAAGCCUGUUGUCCAUAGAGCAACUUUACAGCAAAGCGCCCUUUUUGCGGGAACUCAAGCAUUCCUCUCUCCGACUUUGAAUUAUUUUUUCUCCAAAACUAGGAACUUCUGUACGUUUCCAAGUUCAAGGUUCCAUUCGCAAUGAAAAGCUUUGAACUGAAACACCGUUUUUUACUGCUCCUAUGCCUUUAAAGUAAAAACUCAUCGCAUUGCUGCGCUAACUAUUAUUGGUAGAACAAAAAACAGUGGUCUACAUUUGGAAAGUUCUUUAAAUCACUAGAGGCCUAAAACUUACGAAUAAAGACGAAAAAGGUUAUUUAAUGCUUUAAAACUGCGUUGAUGAGUUGCGACAGAUGAAAUUUUUUCAAAGAGCAGAUUAGUACAAAUAUUACCUCUUUUCGAAGACGUCUAGUGAAUCCAAAACAAUUUUAAGCCGAACGACGCCUCCAACAUGGCCGUCUUCCGCUGUUCCUUACCAAGAAAGAACGAAUUCUACUCUUUCGACGGGCCAAUGGAUCCGGAUUUGGACGGCGACGUCCCGGAUCCUCGUCUCCCGCCUGACGGCCCCAAGCUGUGCUCCUUGUGCGGCUGUUCUGCUACCAAAAAAUGCGCCAAGUGUCAGAAUACGUGGUUCGUUUGAUGGCUGGGAUUGGGCGGAAAGUAGAUUUUUCGACCAUUUUACAGUUUUUGACAAAUUUCAAAUUUGUCUUCCGUUGCCCUUGUUGAUUGACGCGCGCUUGCUACGAUAACAGAAAACUUGAAAUCCAUUUUUUCAAACUUUUUUAAGUUUUUUCGUUUUUCAAUCGUAUGAAGACCAAGAAUAAGCGAAAAAGCAGAUUUUUUUAGCCCAUUUUUCUGAGAGGGCGUUUUUCAUCUGAGUUUUUAAAAAAUAAAAUUUAUGGUUGCUUCAAAAUUCGAAUUUCCCAGCUUUUCGAAAUUCAAUUUAUGUUUUUUAAUCGUUGAUUGACCCCUGAAACAAGUUUUAAGAGGUUCACAUGAAAGACGACCAUUUUUUCAAUCCAUUUAUUCAUUUUAAGCUUCAAAUUUCCCUUUCGAACCCUUCAAUUUUCCGAAAAAUGGAAUAACGUUAGGUACUGCUCUAGGGACUAUCAAGUCGUUGAUUGGGCUCUAAAUAAUACUUUAAAAAUUCAACCUGAAACCUGAAAAAAGUCGUAGUCCACUCUUUAAUCAAAAACCCAUCAAUUUCCCGAAAAAUGGAACGAUGUAGGUACUGCUCGAGGGACCAUCAAGUCGUCGACUGGGCCUCCCACAAAACUUGCUGCGGCGUCUUUCCUGACGAGUCGGCCGAGCAGCCGGAGCCGAGUAACCCGGCCAAUCCUUUCGUCUUCAAGGAGUUCGGCAUCGAACUCGACCAGGAGUACCUCAACAGCGACAUGUUCGAGGAGUUGAGCGACGACGAGGACGACGAGGAUGAGGAUUGUGUGGUGAAUUUUGAGAAAAUCCCAUCUGAUUUUUUUGCAAAAAGAAAUGAUACACGAUUGGCUUCAAAAAAUGUGUCCUGACACGAUUAGAAAAUUGAGACAGUGUCUGGUUGGGGUGAGCGCAGACAGGCCACGCCCCUUUUCAUCCAAAGCUAGCCGGGAUGUGCUAUAACUUCUUAAGUUUUUUUUUUCCAAAAAUUGUUUUUUGCAUUCUAUUGAACUUCAUAUAAUUGUCUUGUAGUUGAUUAUUAGUGGUCCCUUUAGGGUAUUGACACUUUAGUGGCCAUUUAAAAGAAAACUGCUGUAGUGGAUAUUCAGAGACAGAGUAAUGACCUUCAAAGAGGUGGUUUUAGUGGCCACUAUAGUGUUCUUUUCAAAAGCUGAAGUGGCCUCUAUAGAGGUGGUUUUAGUUGCGACUUUAGGGGUUUUUUUUUCAAAGCGGAAGGGGCCUCUAUAGAGGUAAUUUACUCGAGUAACUUCUCAAGUGGCCACUUAAGUUGUUCACAGAAAUAAAUUUAUUAAUUUAAUGAAAACCUUUUUUCCUAGGAUGACGAGACGGAUGAAGAUCGGAAGCGCCGAAUGGAUGAAUUCAAGAAAUUUGCCAAACAGAAUGAGGUUUCCUGUCUUUUUCUCAUUUUUCAAUGUGAUUUUGGAUCUCUAGAGCAACGCCAACAUGACGAAGGAGGACUUGGAGGCGGCGACGGAGGAACAGAAAAGAGAUGGCGAAUUCGAAAAGUUUAACCGGCUGGUCAGCCUCAACCCAGAGCAAAUCAUUCGUUAUAAGCGUUUUGGUUGGUUUUUACAGGAAAAAAAAGUUUUUGAAAUCUAUUUUCACCGCCUAGUCGAUUCCACCUGACUAAAACAACCAAUAAAUAUUGAUGAUGAUGAAGAAAUUCAUAAAUUAUCGUCAUUUUAUUCCCCAAAUGGUUCUCAUGGCUUAGAGAAAAUUUUAUUGGGGCAAAAAAGAUGAAGUUUAGCUUGAAAAAUGAUUUUAAAUUCGUUGAAAUCUGCUAAAAAUCAAGAAAAUUAUGAAAACUUAUGAAAAAGAAGGUUUCAAUGAAUUUGAAGAUUUUAUCAGCAAAAAAAAAUGAUUUUUGGUUUUAAAUUAAUCUUUGGAACUUUUUUUCCGAGCUAGGAGAACUUGAUAUAUUGUCCGAAAUUCAAAUCAGCCGUCAGAGAAAGAAAAAAAUAUAACCGAAUUUUUGGAGAGUCAGAGAUAUUUUUUUGAGCUUGAGAAACCUAUAAGUAAAAUUUUUUUCGAAAAAUCAGGAAUAAUUUUUUUCAAGGGUUUAUGAGAGCAGAAAGUGACCUUUUUUUUCGAAUUUCUCGAUAAAUUUAUGAUAAGUUUUUGUACCUUUUUUUCGAUAGAUGAUACCUGUGAGCUUCUAUAAGUUUUUUGCGAAAAGUCGAUAUUUCCAGGGGAACCAUUACCGGCUACCUGUCAAAGUCCCUUGCCGGAUCCGGAAAGCGUUCCUCCCUGCGAAAAUUGCAGCGGUCCGAGACGUUUCGAAAUGCAGCUGAUGCCGCAUUUGUUGUCGAUCAUUGAAGUCGAUGCCAUCGGUAAUUUUCUUUUUUUCGAUUUUUCAAGAGAAAUCGGUGAAAUAUUUGAGAGAAAUUAGUGAAGCAUGCGGAUUUUUUGGACUGAAAGCUUGUGAAAUUUGCCUUUUUGGGGGGUAUGAAAAGAACACCAGCGAAAAUUGAAACGGCGACUUUUCCGAUUUUUUCAUAUCGCUAGGGAACUUUCCGACGGCCGCCUUUCCGACGAAUCUCUUUCCGACUUUUUUUCCCUUAUGUUUUUCGGUUUAUAAGACAUCUAUUUACUUUUUUUCCUAUGUCUUUGUGUUUUAAUCAUGAAUAAACUACCUACUUUAUAUAGGAAGAUUUAAAACGAAGAUUUUAUCGAGAAAAAAAGUCGGAAAGGGAUCCGUCGGAAAGGUGGCCGUCGGAAAGUUCCCUAGCGAUAUGAAAAAAUCGGAAAAGUCGCCGUUUCAAUUUUUUUGCUGGUGUUUUUCAUACCACCCCUUUUUGCUAGAAAAUACGGUGAAAACUGCCUGAAAAUCUCGCGAAAACGAAAUUUUAUUCGCUUUUCUCAAGUUUUUAGAACCUUUUCAAGCGAAACUGUUGAAAAAAAUUUGAGAAAAAAAUGAGCAAUUCCCUGAUGUUUUUUUUUGAACUGAAAGCUUUAAAAAUUGCUUUUUUUAACAGUAAAAAAAUAUACCGAAAACCUUGUGAAAUCAAAAUUUUAUUCGCUUUUUUUAAAAUCACAACCUUUUCAAGCGGAUCUGAUGAAGGUUUCGAGAAAAAAAUGAGUAAUUCAAGAAAUUUUUUUCGAGCUGAAAGCUGGCAAAAUUUGAGUUUUUUUGCUAUAAAAUACAGUGAAAAAGGGCUGAACACCUUGUGAAAACCCAAAUUUAUUCAUUUUUUCGAAAUCAGAAUUUUUUCAACUGAAACUGAUGUAAAUAUUGAGAGAAAUUAGUGAAUCCGGAUGAUUUUUUGAACCGGAAUUUUGUAAAAUUUCGCGUUUUUCCCUGAAAAAAUCAGUGGAAACCUUGUAAAAACGGUUCCUUAUAAAAGUUUUGGAUGAAAAUUAGGAUAUUAGGAUCUUUAUUCUUCUAAUGAAAAUGAAAAAGUGGACCAUAUUGCUGAUUACCGUUUCCGAAAAAUAGCAAAGGAAUUUUCGAGUAUUUUCCAACUAUUCUCAUUAGUGAAACCGGUGAUUAAAUUUUUGCCCUUUUUGCCCUUUUUUUAAACUUGUUUGUUCGGAGGAAAUUUUUAAAAAAAGAAGCAAAAUAGUCUCAUUUUUUUGAGCAAAAUAGUCUCAUUUUUCCUUGUUCUUAGACGAUUUUUAGUAGGAUACAUUUUGAAGUUUUAUUGAGAGUUUUGAAGAUGAAAUUAUAGUUUUUUCGGAGGAGAUUCGAAAAAAUAAGCGGUUUUUUGACUUAAAUUCGAGCUGAAAGUUUAAUUUUGGAUCUUUCAGGACAAUCGAUCGAUUGGGCCUCGGUUUUCAUCUACACUUGUUCGCAAAGUUGUGAGGUUCCCGAGUCGGGCUACGCCAAGGAAUUCCUCGCCAAACAGGACUUUUCCUGA